UUGCCAUUUCGUUAAACAGAUUUUCGAAGUGGUUUGUAAGGUUUAUUGACCGUUGGAAAAGAAAAGACUUGUUUUCGUUUGACAGUUUUAUUAUCAACUGUACGUAAUUGUACCCAGGGAUUGAUAAUCCAAGUAAUCCAACCUUUUCUGAAGCUCAUUUCCUUUAUUGGAUCGUGAGCCCAGUGAGGCGAUGGACGAGAUGGAUGAUAGACCACCAGGUCAACCGACGAUAUUGAUGAGAAUUACAAAAAUACUAGUUGACCAUGCAAAAAACAAGGCAUGUGAGAUGAGGGAUGAAUUGGAUUGGAUGGAGAACAAUUUGGAGCAGAAGUCGGAUAAAUUGAUCAUGAAGAAGAUUAAGGAGUUGAAGAUGGAGGUAACAAAGAAACUGGAGCAGAAUUGUUUCUUUUCACGGCGUCAAGAAAUUUUUGCAUCUAUGAUGGAAUUAAAUCAGAGAAGAAACAUAGGUUGGGAGAGGAUUGAUGAAUUGGAGAAGAAGAUGUCGGAUAACUUAGAUUUGGAGCAGGAGUCGGAUGAACUGAUGAUGGAAGAGAUUAAGAUGUUGAAGAUGGAGGUGCUGGUGAAACUGGUGAAACUGGUGAAGAACCUGACGAGGGAGCUGGAUUAUGAGCAUUUCUUUUUAUCGAAUCAGGAAAGAAACAAGGAAUUGGAUGUAAUGGAUGAAUUGGAGAAAUUGGAGAAUAUGUUGGAUUUGGAGCAGAAAUCGGAUAAACUGAUGAUGGAAGAGAUUAAGAACUUGAAGAUAGAGGUGAUGAAGAAACUGGUGAAGAACCUGGGUUGUCAUAGUUUCCUUCCAUCGCCAACAAACCAGGCAUUUCACGUAGUGGAUGAAUUGAAGAAGAUGGAGAAUAUGUUGGAUUUGGAGCAGGAGUCUGAUAAACUGAUGAUGAAGGAGAUUAGGAACUUGAAGAUGGAGGUGCUGAAGAAACUGGUGAAGAACCUGGUGAAGAACCUGGGUUGUCAUAGUUUCGUUUCAUCGCAAUUUAGAAUCAAGAAAUUUUUGCAUCGGAAUCUGAGAAGAAACAAUGAAUUGAAGGUACCUUGUAUCAGGGCAUUAAACAUUUCAUAGCCAGGGAGGUUCUUUAAUAAUAUACAGAUUCGAUUGUGAAAAAUUUAAGGUAAAAAAAUUAGGCGCUUACUAUACAACAAAAUCAGUAAUUCUCUGAAUUUUUGCUCAAAACACGCCGUCUCAAAAGUCAAUUCGUGUAACUUAUCUUGCAACCUAUAUUUAUUCGUUUAUUCACAUGUCGCAAACGGACAUUAUUUGUUAGGGCUAUCUUUUUAUAUAAUUGCUAGCAACAAGAGCUUAUACCCUCUGUGUGGGGUUUUACCACCCCCUGUAUGCACAGCACUCAUGAGAUUGUAAAAAAAACAAAUGAAUUCCUUUUUUGUAUAUUUUGGGAAAAUCAGAAGUUUUCGUCGUUUUUGAGGAUUGAGAAUUUGCUUAAAUGGGAUUUGAUAGUAAAGCGUCAUUUGAAGCGUCUGAACAUGGUACGUAGAGGUCCAAAAUUCCAUUAUAUAGAAUUUAAUAUGCAUGUCAUAAUACACCAUUGCCAUUUGACC
Dendronephthya gigantea is the source of this 1584-nucleotide messenger RNA. RefSeq lists its product as uncharacterized. The coding region runs from base 191 to 1090 and encodes 299 amino acids. The transcript has 6 exons. Lineage: Eukaryota; Metazoa; Cnidaria; Anthozoa; Malacalcyonacea; Nephtheidae. The record is from RefSeq and is a predicted model, not a curated record.